Messenger RNA from Oncorhynchus tshawytscha (Chinook salmon), 2291 nucleotides. Its product is annotated as dual specificity mitogen-activated protein kinase kinase 4. Gene Ontology annotation, biological process: protein phosphorylation; MAPK cascade. Bases 417 to 1712 code for a protein of 431 amino acids. Gene Ontology annotation, molecular function: JUN kinase kinase activity; ATP binding. The record is from RefSeq and is a predicted model, not a curated record. NCBI's taxonomy places the organism in Eukaryota, Metazoa, Chordata, Actinopteri, Salmoniformes, Salmonidae. The transcript has 13 exons.
UGGUCAGCUGACUGAGUCUCGACCAGAGACGGAAGAGGAAGCGAGACACCCCACUCGCUGUUUUUUUUCUUGUUCAAUUAAACUAGGUAGACCAGACCCAGCUGCUAUUGCAUUUGUGUCUAUGGGAUACACACCCAGUUAAGUAAGCCGGAACUGACCUUUUUUCAAUCGUAAAAGGCCUGACUGAAUAAUCUUUAUUUAUCCACCAUCUUUGGUCUCGACUCUAUGUGGAAAGGGGGUUACUGGACUGUCAAACACUGUCCCGAUUUCUUACUGUUUGUUGGUAGUUACAGUCUUGUUCGGUAUUGCUCUCUACAACCACAUUUGAGUCGAAGAAGUCUAGCCAGUUUGAUUUAUUCUCCAGUCUUGUUUUGUAAGGGUGAAGUUGCUCUCUGCAUUGCAGCCUAGUGCUGCUGAUGGUAUUCAAACACACAAUGGCGACACCCAGCCCCAACAACUCAACAACAUCUACCAGCCACAACAGCAAUAACGCAGGAUCUACAGGCUCACAUCACCAUCAAUCCCAGUCGCAACACAUAACAACAAUGAGCAGUAUGCAAGAAUCCAACACGUGCUGGAGAUGUCAGAGUGAAACAGGGUUUCAGAUAAACCUGUCUGGAGCUCCCCCAAGUAAACGCAAAGCACUGAAGUUAAAUUUUGCCAAUCCCCCGAUUAAACCAACAACCAGAUUCACUCUGAGUACAGCAGGACCCCCAUUCCAGAACCCCCACAUAGAGAGGCUGCGUACGCAUAGUAUUGAGUCGUCAGGGAAGUUGAAGACCGCCGGUGGCGAUUGUGACUUCACGGCUGAGGACCUAAAGGACCUGGGGGAGAUUGGGCGGGGCGCUUACGGCUCUGUCAACAAGAUGGUGCACAAGCCCAGCAACCAGAUAAUGGCUGUCAAGAGGAUUAGGUCAACGGUUGAUGAGAAGGAACAGAAGCAGCUGCUAAUGGACCUGGAUGUGGUCAUGAGGAGUAGUGACUGUCUCUACAUAGUUCAGUUUUACGGGGCUCUUUUCAGAGAGGGGGACUGUUGGAUAUGUAUGGAACUUAUGUCUACCUCCUUCGACAAAUUCUACAAAUAUGUAUAUUGUGCUUUAGAUGAUGUGAUUCCAGAGGAAAUAUUAGGCAAAAUAACAUUAGCUACUGUGAAAGCACUUAACCACUUAAAAGAAUACUUGAAAAUAAUUCACAGAGACAUCAAGCCAUCCAACAUCCUCCUGGACAGGAAUGGCAACAUUAAGCUUUGUGAUUUUGGCAUCAGUGGGCAGCUGGUGGACUCCAUUGCCAAAACCAGAGAUGCAGGGUGCAGACCGUACAUGGCACCUGAGAGAAUAGACCCAAGUGCUUCCAGACAAGGCUAUGACGUCCGGUCAGACGUAUGGAGUUUGGGGAUAACACUGUACGAGCUGGCGACUGGGCGGUUUCCCUACCCAAAGUGGAACAGUGUGUUUGACCAGUUGACACAGGUGGUGAAGGGAGAACCUCCACAGCUUACCAACUCAGAAGACAGGCAGUUCUCCCCCAAAUUCAUCAACUUUGUCAAUCUGUGCCUUACAAAGGAUGAGUCAAAAAGGCCAAAGUACAAAGAGCUUCUGAAACAUGCUUUCAUUCUGAUGUAUGAGGAGCGCUCAGUGGAUGUUGCCAGUUACGUCUGCAGAAUCCUGGAUCAGAUGCCUACUUCUCCCAGCUCCCCCAUGUACGUCGACUGACUGUAGAACAAGUAGAAACAGAAGCCUGGAACAGAAACAACAAAACAAUGACCUAAAGAGUUGCUUCAUCCCAUACUGCAGUGUUAAACUAAGACAGAAAAUGUACAAAUUAAAACACCACGUGUACUAAGACUGGUGAUCAAUCACAUCUGUAUGCUAUCAACAUUCUCACACUUUUCUCUAUCCUACACACACACUUACAUGUAAGUACAACUAGUAACUGAAUGAAUAUACCAUGGUCUUGGUUCACCUCGAUGUGAGACCUCAUCUCUAAUGUGGAUACAGUACAGUGAUUUAAAAUCUGGAAAUGUAUUUAUAGUGUUUAAUCACUUGUGGAAUAUAUGAUUUGGAGAUACUGGAAUCAUGCUCUUUGACUCUUCCCAUCUCUUCCAUGUAUGUGACUUUAAGAAUUGUGGUUGGUAUCUUAAAUGAAACCUUGCUUCUUAUGGUGUAAAGCAAUUUAAAACAUAACAGCAAUGAUCCUGUCCAUCAAGUGGCCUCCAUCCAAUGUUGUGAGGGUGCUGCCGUCACUUUGCAAUGGACUUUGUGCAUAAAUAAAGAGAAAUAAUUGUGCUUUGA